Messenger RNA from Brugia malayi, 1488 nucleotides. RefSeq names its product acetylcholine receptor, alpha-type subunit unc-38 precursor, putative (gene Bma-unc-38.2). Bases 1 to 1488 code for a protein of 495 amino acids. Gene Ontology annotation, molecular function: transmembrane signaling receptor activity; acetylcholine-gated monoatomic cation-selective channel activity. Gene Ontology annotation, biological process: nervous system process; regulation of membrane potential; chemical synaptic transmission. The transcript has 12 exons. Gene Ontology annotation, cellular component: postsynaptic membrane; synapse; neuron projection. The record is from RefSeq and is a predicted model, not a curated record. Lineage: Eukaryota; Metazoa; Nematoda; Chromadorea; Rhabditida; Onchocercidae.
AUGAUUCAAGUGAUAUUACCGUUCUUAAUGUCAUUUAUAUCGGUGUCAUACGGUAAUGAAGAUGCAAAACGAUUAUAUGAUGACUUGUUGGUAAAUUAUAACAAACAUCGACGACCAGCACCAGAACCAAAUAAACCAAUUAAUAUCAAACUUAAAUUACGACUUUCACAAAUUAUUGACGUUCAUGAAAUCGAUCAAAUCAUGACAUGCAGUGUUUGGUUAAAGCAAGUAUGGACUGAUAAGAAAUUAUCAUGGAACCCACACAUUUACGGUGGUGUUAGCGUACUUUAUGUACCAUAUGAAAUGAUUUGGGUACCUGAUAUUGUCUUAUAUAAUAAUGCUGAUAGUAAUUACAAUAUAACAAUUAGUACAAAGGCAACCUUACGAUAUGAUGGCCAAGUAACCUGGGAACCACCUGCUAUUUUCAAGACAUUAUGUCAAAUUGAUGUCCGAUGGUUUCCAUUUGAUGAGCAACAAUGUUAUUUUAAGUUUGGCUCUUGGACAUAUUCCGAGAAUUUGCUAAAUUUGGAAUUUUUGGAUGGUGAAGCACGUUAUGAACUGGAAAUGAAUGAAAAUGGUGAAAUGAAUAAUAUUACAAUUGUUGAAGAGGGAAUUGAUCUUUCUGAUUAUUAUCCAUCGGUAGAGUGGGAUAUAAUGUCACGAAUUGCAAAGCGACGUACAAAGAAUUAUCCAACUUGUUGUUCGGAUGGAACAUACAUUGAUAUUAUGUUUUACUUGGAAUUACGUCGUAAGCCAUUAUUUUAUACUGUAAAUUUGGUAUUUCCAUGCAUUGGUAUAUCAUUUCUAACAAUUGUCGCCUUUUAUUUACCGUCACGAAGUGGUGAAAAGGUCACAUUAUGCAUUUUAACAUUGGUUGCAUUAACUGUUUUCUACUUAUUAUUGAAAGAUAUUAUUCCGGCAACAAGUAUAGCUCUACCGUUAAUUGGCAAAUAUUUAUUAUUUACAAUGAUUAUGGUUUCACUCAGUGUUCUCGUUACUGUCAUUUCAUUGAAUUUACAUUUUCGGAGGCCAGCAACUCAUCAAAUGCCUGAUUGGGUCAAAUGGCUAUUUUUGAAAAUUUUACCUAAAAUAUUAUUGAUGAGACGACCAAUCAUAAUUGAAACUGAUGAAGCAUUUCGUAAAUUUGGUCAUCGACGCGGAGAAUUAUGUGAAAAUGUGAUUAUUAAUCGCCAUGAACGAAAAGUAAACUGUGAUUCAUGCCGUACAACAAAUAUGCAAAUUAAUGAGCAAAUUCAGAAACUUUAUCGCUCACCGUAUGUCAUCAAAGCAUUCGAGAAUGUUUGUUUCAUUGCAGAAUUGUUGAAGAAGAAAGAUCGCGAUGCGAUGAUUGAUGAGGAUUGGAAUUUUGUUGCUAUGGUACUUGACAGAUUAUUCCUUUUGCUUUUUUCAAUUACCUGUUUUUCAGGUACUGCGCUAAUUCUUCUUCAGGCACCAAGUUUAUAUGACACACGACCAGCCAUUGAUUAG